AUGGAUGCUCCCCAGGAAUAUUAUAAUAACCUUAAUAAUACUUACACUUCAUUUCCAAAUGACAGUAUCAAGCGCAAUAAUAUUUCAGAAGAUAUUUCAUCUCAUAAUGCUUCUGGUUAUUUGAAUUUGAAAGAAUAUAUUUUUAUUUCCGUGUUUGUCAUCUGUAUUGUUGGAGCCGUGGGGAAUGGAAUGGUCAUCUGGCUACUUGGCUUCCGCAUUAAGAGAAAUCCUUUCAUCACCUAUAUCUUAAACUUGGCCGUCGCUGAUUUUGGACUUCUUGUGUCAACGAUAUUUAUGAUUGUUAGUGUGUGGAUUAGAUUUCAAUACCCUUCUCACAUUAUUUUGCAUGUAUUCUCCCUCUUGUUCCUAUCAAUGUAUAGUGCUGGUCAAUUUCUUCUGACAGCUAUCAGCAUUGACCGGUGUGUGGCUGUCUUCUUCCCACUUUGGCACCAAUGCCGCCGGCCACCACGUUUGUCCACCAUUGUAUGUGCACUAAUAUGGGUCAUCUCCCUCCUACUUAUUGUAACUGUCUUCAUUAUCGAAAAAAGUUAUCUGCACAAAAGUGGUAUUUUAAUAUUUUGCCAAUUUAUUGUGAAUGCUGCGCUUUGCCUCCCCCUCAUGACUUCUGCCACUCUUGCCCUGUUCAUUAAAGUCUGCUUUAAAGCACGACAGCAGCGGAGGGGGAAGCUUUUGACAAUCAUCUUAAUCACUCUUUUCUUCUUCAUCCUCUUGGUUUUUCCAUUGAAUGUAAUAUACGUUCUCAAUAUUUAUCAUGAUUUACCUCCAUAUUUUCUAGAAUGUGCAUGUUCAUUAUCCUGUAUAAACAGCAGUGUGAACCCAGUCAUUUAUUUCCUCAUUGGGAGACAAUGGAAAUCUAGGCACAAGGAGACCAUGAAAAUGGUCCUCCAGAGAGUUUUCAAGGAGGAAGAACGCUGUACUGAAGAAAUCCAAUUAUGA
Messenger RNA from Eublepharis macularius, 957 nucleotides. Its product is annotated as mas-related G-protein coupled receptor member H-like. The coding region runs from base 1 to 957 and encodes 318 amino acids. Lineage: Eukaryota; Metazoa; Chordata; Lepidosauria; Squamata; Eublepharidae. The transcript has a single exon. The record is from RefSeq and is a predicted model, not a curated record. Gene Ontology annotation, biological process: G protein-coupled receptor signaling pathway. Gene Ontology annotation, molecular function: G protein-coupled receptor activity. Gene Ontology annotation, cellular component: membrane.